AAUAUUUUUGCCGCUCUAGAUUCCAGAUUUCGUUGAAUGAAAGCCGUGGUAUCUCUAUGAUUCUGAAAAAAGGUGCCGAUGGGCUUGGAGGGCACGUUGAGCUAGGUGAACUGUUUCCGGUCGCCGCGGUGCAUUGUGGUACAGAAGUCGUUGAGAGUUUGUGCUUCGCGCCUGAGCCCAGUAAAACGAGUCGCCAUGUCUCACACAAUUUUGCUUGUUCAGCCUACCAAACGACCAGAAGGCAGGACUUAUGCUGAUUAUGAAUCUGUGAAUGAGUGCAUGGAAGGAGUUUGUAAAAUGUAUGAAGAACACCUGAAGAGAAUGAAUCCUAACAGUCCUUCAAUCACAUAUGAUAUUAGCCAGUUGUUUGAUUUCAUUGAUGAUUUGGCUGACCUCAGCUGUCUUGUUUAUCGUGCUGAUACUCAGACAUACCAGCCCUACAAUAAAGACUGGAUAAAGGAGAAGAUCUAUGUCCUCCUCCGCAGACAAGCUCAGCAAGCAAGCAAAUAAGACAGCAUGGUUAACAGGGCUUUAAAGAAGGGUUAGACUACAGGUCUGUACAGCAUUCUGUAGUGACAAUUUUGUAUUGUAGUCCUCCAGUUCAUUCGUUAGUCUGUAUAUGGGACUGAGUCUGUUAGAAUUUUGAGGGAAUUUUUCAGUUCAGAUUUUUAACAAUAAAAUAAUUAGUUUAAUACUUCUCUUUGUUUAGACAGUUUAUUUUUGUUCAGCAAGCCCCCAUGAUUGCUUCCAUCAGCAUUACCAGUUGUUGUGUAUGUCCUUCUCUGUUUUUCUCCACAAGUCAUCAAAGAAUUCAAUAAAUUCUCUUUAGUUAUA
Varanus komodoensis (Komodo dragon) is the source of this 834-nucleotide messenger RNA. RefSeq names its product ERH mRNA splicing and mitosis factor (gene ERH). The record is from RefSeq and is a predicted model, not a curated record. Lineage: Eukaryota; Metazoa; Chordata; Lepidosauria; Squamata; Varanidae. The coding region runs from base 196 to 510 and encodes 104 amino acids. The transcript has 4 exons.